Psylliodes chrysocephalus is the source of this 3411-nucleotide messenger RNA. The record is from the annotation of a GenBank genome assembly. Lineage: Eukaryota; Metazoa; Arthropoda; Insecta; Coleoptera; Chrysomelidae.
AUGAAUGACAAUAUUAUUUUAGAAAUGGAAAAGGCCGCUGAAAUUAUAAUGGCUCCACCAAAUUUAGUGUCUAAUGAACAAAGACAUCUUGCAGAGAAUAUUUUCUUAGAUUUUAGGAAAAGCAAAUCGCCGUACGGAAUAUGUAGAGAUAUUUUAGAAAAAUCUCAAAAUCAUUAUGUUCUCUUUGAAGCAGCUGAAGUAUUAAAAGGAGCUAUAAUAAGAGAAUGGUCAUUUUUAUUUGAAAAUGAUAAAACAUCCCUUAGGCAAUAUUUGUUUCAGUAUAUUAUUUCAAAAACCUUACCUUCUUUUGUCAGAGACAGGAUUUUACAAGUUAUUGCUAUAAUGGUCAAAAGAGCUAGUAUAGAUGAUGGAGGAAGAGAAAGGGCAAAUAUAUUAAAAGAAGUUGAGAACCUUAUUGUUAAUGCUGAGCCACAUAAAAAAGUUCUAGGUUGCAAUAUAUUAUCAAAUUUAAUGCAAGAAUAUGCUACUACAGUAAAGUCAACAGAUGUAGGUCUUCCAUGGGAAGUCCAUUUUAAGGCUAAAAAACAGUUUGAAGCUACAGAUUUGAAAAGAAUAUUUCAAUUUUGUAUAUAUCUUCUAUCAGAAGUUGUAAAAAAUGAUCCACCAUAUUCCAAUACUCUAUUAGAACUCUCAGGACACCUACUGAAGAUUACAGAGACAGUUUUGGCAUGGGGUUAUGUUUCUCCAAUCCUUCCUAAAAGAUUAAUUGGAAUAUAUGAAUCAGUCCAUGAAGCGGACUCAGCACCUGCUUUGAAACUUACAGCUUCCUGGGCAGACAUAAUUUUAAAUCCAGAUCUGCUUCCUCUAAUGUUUCAAAUUUAUUGGAAACUUCGAGAUUUUGAUCAAUUAGCACAUCAUUCAAUAAACUGUUUAGUCCAAUUGGCUUCUUUAAAUGGAGGAAUUUUACCAACUGACGAAGCUCGAAUGAAAUAUCUGCAUGCUUAUUUGAUGGCGUUUUUUAAUCUUAUUUCCAAUAUUACCAUUAAAAACAAGGAAUGUUUGGGGAUUUCAAAUAUUGUGAAAAAACUUAUAAUAUUUUUUAUACAUGAUAUAUUGAAACUACCAGAUAGUAUGAAGGAUACAUUACUUGAUGAAUUUACAAGAAUUACAUGCCAUUUUUGUGACGGAGCUACCAUUGAAGAAGCUCAAGGUGCAGAAGAUAAAUUUUUCACGGACGCCUUUGACAACAUGUUAGAUGCCUGGACUACCAUCUUACAAGAAUUUGCUCAGUCAUAUUUGGAAAAUAAAUUUUCUGAAUGUGCCAAACAAGUCUUCAACAAAUACAUUCAGUGCCACUUAGCACCUCCUGAUGGUUGCAGAAAGAACAAUGGCGAAGUAGAAGAUAUUGAAGACAAUGAAGAUAAUGACAGGUCAAAGUUCAAGGACCAAUUACAAGUAAUAGGAAUGUUCGGCAGGGUUGUUCCAGGACAUGCUUUGCCUGUAUUAUUCAAACUCUUAGAAGAUAGAACAGAUAAGUUUGUUAACCAUCUUCAAGCCAUGCAAACCCGAGCCAUGAAUAUACAAGAAGCUGAAGCUUUAGAUAAUUUAUUUGAAGAUUUACACUGGAUUAUCCUAGUAUCUGGCCAUAUUUUAUGCAUGGAUAGCGAUGGGGAAACUCCAAUGAUACCCUCAGAAAUCAUGCAGUACUCUAUAGACCAACACAAUCGCCGUGAAAGUACAUUAAAUGCUACGAUGAAUGCGAUAAUUGCUGUUGGAUCGAAGAUUGCACUACCUGAUAAUUUCGAACAUUGUGACCACAUUAUAAGGAUCGUCUUUAAUGUUAUGAAACUUUGUACGAUCGAGGAUUACGCCGCCUCUGUCAAUUUGGCACAGUUCAUGAGCCCAGAAGUGGGAUCUUCAAUUAUGUGGUUUUUGAAACGGUGGUGCCUUUCAUAUUUGUUGCCUGUUGAAAAUUAUUAUCAAGAGUUAAGUCCCACAUUAAUAGGAUGUUUAGGAAAAGAUACAGAUGGUUCAAAGUUGGUUGUCAGUUUUGUUUUAUCCAAAAUUCAAUCCAAUUUAUACCACUUUCAAUCAGAACCUAUAUUAUUAAGGGAUACUGUUGAGCUGUUUUGUGAUAUUGUCUGUGUUAAACAGAAAUCCUCUUCACAUGUUGUAAAAACGGAGAGUAUGCGUAACCUCAUCAAAUUAUUUGCCGACCUACAACCAGGAACUUUGCCCCCAAAUAUUAUAAGAGGUCUAUGUAAGGGCUUUGUUCUAGCAGGAACGGCACUGUACAGUAGAAAUAACCAUGGCGACAAUCAAUCAACGAUGAAUGAAUACUAUGAGCUAAUUUUAAUGCCCCUUCAACAAAGGUUCAAGAGUGUUUUAGGUCAAGAAAAUUUUACUAGAAUAUGCCAUCAAGAAAAAGUACAAAAGAUUGUUAUAGAUUUAUUAGAAUCAUUUAUAGGUAUAGCUAAAGGAUCUGCAAUGCCUAGCUCAACAACUCUAUUUCACUUCUUAGCACCAAUUUUGAGUGAAUUGCCGGUUUUUAUAACAGUUUAUAACAAUUAUCAGGUUAUAGUGCAACUAAUUUUGGAACUCUUUGGCCAGUGUGCUAAAUAUAUGUUGUGUUAUUUGUCCCCUUUCGAUAGUAAGAGAUUGUAUGAAAGCUCUUUAGCUACAGUCCAAGCUUAUGCUAAGUGUAACCAAGGUCGUUUGACAAACGAGAGUUUUGCAGAAGAAAGCAGCUUCCAAGAUUUAGCUUUGAUUCUAGAUCUCUUAACUUUUAUACUUUCUAAAGACUGUUUUGAUUUUUGUCCUAUUAGCAAUGAUGAAGUAACAGUGGCAGCAUCAGAUGUAUCCCUGUUUGGUCUUAAUUUUAUAAUGCCUUUAAUGACGAUGGAUUUACUUAAAUAUCCCAGUCUUUGUGCUCAGUAUUACAGACUUUUGGUACUUAUAAAUGAUAUUUACCCUGAAAAAAUUUGUAAUCUGCCAUCAGAUUUACUUAACACUUUGUUAAGAUCGGUUGAGUUGGGUUUAACUAAUUUCGGGUCAGAUAUAGUCCAGGCUUGUCUAGAUUUUGUACAAGGAAUGGCUACUUAUAUCUUUAGGCAUAAUCUGACUGAAUCUCAAUUCGGGCAAGCUAUAAGACCGUUUUUAAAGACUGUUAUCGACUUAACUUUGUCGCAUCAAAUAAAUACUGACUUAACAAGUUCGGCUAGUACUUGUAUUUAUGCAUUGAUGUGUUGUUUUCAAGAAGAUUAUAAAAUGUUGAUUCAAAGUUUGAUACAAAUGCAAACAGAUCCAAUGACGGCCGAAAGAUUGGCAGCAGCUUUCAAUAAUUUGGUUCUAAACGUGGAUAUGACGUGUGAUAGAUUGCCUAAGUUAAAAUUUAGGGAUAAUUUUGAUAAGUUUAUAGCGAAUGUUCAUGGAUUUUUGUUAGUUAAGUAG